Molecule: messenger RNA, 462 nt
Organism: Cylindrotheca closterium
Lineage: Eukaryota; Bacillariophyta; Bacillariophyceae; Bacillariales; Bacillariaceae
Source: the annotation of a GenBank genome assembly
AUGUCCCUCCUUCCAUUCCACCCGUUUGCUUCUUUCUUUGACGAAGCCUUGCACGACAGUCUCUUCUUUUCGGGAAAUCGCAACAACACGCAAUACCUCUCCUCCUCGUCAAACCAUCACAACAACGACAAGAACAAGAAUGCUGCUUUUUGUUUGGACCAACCUUUGGGAGUUCGGCUCCAACAUCAAAGUGACAAGGCCUUUGUGUAUGUUAUUGAUGCACCAGGAAUCCAACCGGGUAAAUGGAGACUGAAUCUCGAAAAAAAGAAACAAGAAACAAUUAUUCGGUUGAGUGUUGGACAGCAACCAAUAAAAGGAUCCUCAGCAUCAGAAGACGACGAAUCCAGCAGUGAGAGGAGACUCUUUUCAGUGGGUUCCAAAGUGGACGCUGAGAGAAUAAGUGGCAAUCUUUCCGACCAUAUCCUGACUAUCACUGUACCCAAGAAGAAACAGAAACAAUAA